This is a messenger RNA of Cladocopium goreaui, 1404 nucleotides long. The record is from the annotation of a GenBank genome assembly. NCBI's taxonomy places the organism in Eukaryota, Dinophyceae, Suessiales, Symbiodiniaceae.
AUGGAGAGCUUCCAGCUGAAGAACCUGAACCCUGCGCAGCUGUUUCAGCUGUUGUUCAUCACCGUGCUGGAGCUGGCAGAGCGCUUCCAGAUCAACCUGAGGGGGCAGCCGCGUGUUUUCAUGGGGGAAGAACCUGAUGAGGAAAAUCCACCAGAAGCUGUCCAGCCACCACCGGUGCCAGCUCAUGGGCCAGUACGUGCUCGCAGAUGCCACAGUGCCUGCCGCUUCUGCGUGCAAGGCUGCGACCGAACGAAGCCCUACCACAAGCAUCAUGCUUGCCAAGGACAUGCCCACCUGAGGCAAAGACUGCGACGCAUGUUGCAGGAAGAACAGCUGAACUGCCAGAGCGUUCUCUGUACUUGGUUGUUGUCAAUGUUUGCAUGGGGACACUUUAGCGUGCAACGAGUACAAAAGAUCAGUGCUUUGGCUAUGAAAGAUUUGAAGAGUGCUGAGACUUCUGAAACAAUCUGGAAUGACUUGGAGACAUUAUCCAAGUUAGGAACUGAAGGUCUGUACGCGAACAAGAUGCACACGGAGCUCAUGGGCAAAUGCAAAGGCUUGUCUAACCUACCGGAGCCUUACCCAGUGGAUAUCCAAUAUGCUCCGCCUUUGGGCAUGCAGAAACAGGAUGUUUUUCUUCCUCAUGAAGUCUUCAGCGCAAUUUAUCACAAGUAUCCACAAACUUGGCAAAAAACGAUGGUACCGUCGCAGGCUCACUUGGAAAGGCGCAUGCUGUCCUGGAGAUUGCAAUUCUCAGUCGUCACAUCAACCCGAGAACUACUUGGUGCUUCCGAGACUUUUGUGAUCUCCCGAGCUCAAGCCAUGGACGUGCUUUGCGACCGCGAUGAGUCCCCGUGGUUCAGGGUCCUUUCAGGAAUGGUGCACAAGUUUUACAAUGGCUGUCCAUGGCAACGAAAGGAGGACCAUUCCGCAGGGUUCCACGAACGUUCUCGCUUUCAGUGGGGAAGUUGGGAAAUCAAGACCAUGAAUGGCCUUGUGGUUCCUCGAUGGGAUCUUUGGAUGUCGAACCGUGGCAAAGCUCGAGACUUUUUCGAAAGUUGGCGACAUGUGCAGAUGCGAGACUCUCCAGGCAGCGACCUCACCUACCAAGUAUUGGUCUUCUUGGAUCGGCUCUUCAUGGCAGGCUUGAAGCUAUAUGGUGAAGACCACCGAGAUGUCUUUGAAAAUCCUGAAGACUUCUUUGUGCGAAUGCUGCGACAUGAAGGGUACCAUGUCGAAGAUCAGAAAAUAUGGCUUGUUGACGAGAGCAGCGGCUGGUGGGAGGAGAAAAAGCCAUGUGGUCUAAAUUUGAAGGAAGCGUUUGACUUGUUGCACGAUGUGAAACUAAAAGACAUCAUGCAGCAGUGGGUUGAACCCAGUGCUCCUUCUUUGCAAUGGCAAUAA